AUGGCUAUCAGCUUAGCGGCGGCGCCAUUUGCUGGCCACAGGGCUACGGAGCGAGGGCGAAUGCCACAAGCCAUAGGCCACCGUGGCUAUAACGCUGUUUUCCCGGAGAACACGAUGGCGGCAUUUCGGGGUGCUGUCGAAGUCGGCGCCCAUGCUAUCGAAGCCGAUCUGCAUUUAUCCAAGGACGGAGUCAUAGUCUUGUCUCAUGAUGCCACAUUGAAGCGGUGCUACGGCUUGGCCGAGAGGGUUUCAGCAUGCGACUGGGCACAAUUGAGCAAGCUACGUACGUUGCGCGAGCCAAAACAGCCAGUAGCUCGCUUAGUUGACCUGCUCGAAUACCUUGCCCAGCCUGCACAGGCGCAUAUAUGGCUUCUCCUCGACCUCAAAAUGCACGAUAAUUCAACCGACAUGUUGAGCCAUCUGGUGACACUUCUUGCCUCCAUCCCGUCGGAGCCACCCUGGCAUCAGCGGAUUGUGCUCGGCCCUUGGAACGCCGAAUGGGUGGCAGCAUGUAUAAGAUUUCUCCCAGAUUUCCCAAUCACACUCAUCGCCUACUUACCCGCUUACGCCUCCGCCAUGUUACCCUUCCCUAACCUCAACUUUAACUUAUACAAUUAUUCCUUUGCCACGCCUAGCGGUUCACGCUUUAGAAACCAGGCCAAAGAACACAAUCGCCUGGUGUUUUCCUGGUCUGACAAUGAGGAGGAAUGGAUGGCAGCUAGCAUUCACAACGAAGUAGACGGCGUCAUCACGGAUGACCCCAAGCGCUUUCUAGAACUGUGUGACCAAUGGUCCUUGGAGGAUGUAAGAGAGAGAGCUAGCAAGGGGACUAUAAAACAGACCAUUCUGUGGCUAAUUAUCAAUGGGUUGAAUUCGUUCGCAGGAAUGAUAUCACGGUUGGUGCAAGGUUCGCCUGAGAGUCGGGUAAAGGAAGUGCUCGCAUUUGAGCUGUAG
This is a messenger RNA of Neoarthrinium moseri, 954 nucleotides long. RefSeq lists its product as uncharacterized. The record is from RefSeq and is a predicted model, not a curated record. Lineage: Eukaryota; Fungi; Ascomycota; Sordariomycetes; Amphisphaeriales; Apiosporaceae. Gene Ontology annotation, biological process: lipid metabolic process. The coding region runs from base 1 to 954 and encodes 317 amino acids. The transcript has 5 exons. Gene Ontology annotation, molecular function: phosphoric diester hydrolase activity.